AUGUGCAUUGUGCAAUAACUACUACUGCUACUGAAAAUACUCAAAUAGUAGUAGUUGAACUCAUUCCUUCCUUCAAUUCUCUUUUUUCUGCGUUCACAACUCUUCCAUUUUUCUAGGGUUUUAGAAUGGUUAAGCAGCAACAACAACAACAAUGGAGUCUGAAUUAGAAUCAUCACCAAUUGUUUCUCCAGCAAAACAAGAAUCAUCCUCAAUCACAUCUCCAGAACCUUCUUCUCCGCCGUCUGAUCAUCAUAAAUCUUCCGAUUCCAUCAAUGAUCAGCUCAAUUCUCUCUCUUUUGAAGACACGAAACUCGACAAUGGCGGUGAAGAUCGCGAUCACACAGAGGAGAGAGAAAACAAUGAAGAAAAUGAGGAAAGUGAGAAUGUGAGCAAAAUCGAGGAGAGAGAAAAUGAGUUUAGUCGUAGAAGAAGUAUUAGUGGCUUUCCGGUGAGGCCUGAUGCUGAGGAUUGUUCGUUUUUCAUUCGGAAUGGUACUUGCAAGUUUGGGAUGAAUUGCAAGUUUAAUCAUCCUCCUAAUCAUAGGAAAUUUCAGGGUGUUAAGGUGAAGGCGAAGGAAGAAUGUGUCGAUUCUGCUACACAAAAUGCGACGGAAAAUGAUGAAUCUCUGUAUAAAGAACAGAUUAAUUGCAAGUACUUUGAUCGUCCUGGAGGCUGUAAGUUUGGGAAAGCUUGUAAAUUCAACCACAGCAGAAAAUUCAACCCUACCUUGAAGCUUAAUUUUAUGGGUUUGCCGAUUCGUCUGGGAGAAAGAGAAUGCCCUUUUUAUAUGCGCAAUGGCUCGUGCAAGUUUGGAGCAAGUUGUAGGUUUAACCAUCCUGAUCCCACAUCUUCUGGAAGACCUGAUGCCUUGUCCAGAUAUGGAAAUGGAGGACCCAUCUUUUCACCUGAUGCCUCGCAGUCAACUCCUGCACCCUGGUCUCCUACUGCUCUAAAUGAAAAUCCUCCCUAUGUGCCUUUGAUGUUUUCACCAGCUCAAGGUGUUCCUACGCAGCCAGAAUGGAAUGCUUACCAGGCUCCGGUUUAUGCACCUGAGAGGAGUAUGCACAUGUCACCAAUAUAUGCAAUGAACACUCGGUUAUUGGAAAGGCCAGAGCACACGCUGGGUGAUGAGUUUCCAGAAAGGCCCGGCCAACCUGAAUGCAGCUUCUUCCUUAAAACUGGCGAUUGUAAAUACAAAUCUGCGUGUAAGUUUAACCAUCCAAAGAGUGCAAGGAGUCAGUCAUCUGCGUGUCUUCUCAGUGACUUGGGUUUGCCCCUAAGACCUGGUGAAAAUGUUUGCAGCUACUACAAUCGAUAUGGAAUUUGCAAGUACGGGCCUGCAUGUAAAUAUGACCAUCCAAUAAACCAUGCCUAUUCACCGGUUUUAGGCGACUCUAUGGUCAAUAACCAGGCCAUGGCAGCUGGUAUUUAGAUCCUGAAUCUGAAGCAACUAUUAUGUACAUUGUUAAUGGAAUGCCUAGCAAUGGACAAUGAUUCAGGUUAGAAGGUUUUCAGUGGAACUCUUUUCGCUAAUCAAGGACAGGUUGAAGCUGGUGACGGUUUUCUAAUCAAAGUGUUUCGUAAGGGUAAAGCUGUAAAUUAUGUUCCAGAUUACAAUAUGUAAAUUAUUAAUCUAGAAAUUCCCAUAUUUGAGGAGUUUCUGCUGUGAAUUUUUAGUUUUACUUUCUAACAUGUCUAUGUGGUUGAAAACCUUUCGCCCGAGGUUUUGGACAGUGAUUCUUGUAGGGUGCAUAAACUCGUACUUCCUAAGGAAUUGCAAAUGUCUUUUGAAGUUUUAUUUUCAAA
This is a messenger RNA of Beta vulgaris subsp. vulgaris (sugar beet), 1806 nucleotides long. Its product is annotated as zinc finger CCCH domain-containing protein 67. NCBI's taxonomy places the organism in Eukaryota, Viridiplantae, Streptophyta, Magnoliopsida, Caryophyllales, Amaranthaceae. The transcript is spliced from 6 exons. Bases 152 to 1432 code for a protein of 426 amino acids. The record is from RefSeq and is a predicted model, not a curated record. Gene Ontology annotation, molecular function: mRNA binding; metal ion binding.